This is a messenger RNA of Glarea lozoyensis ATCC 20868, 3699 nucleotides long. Its product is annotated as ARM repeat-containing protein. Bases 1 to 3699 code for a protein of 1232 amino acids. Gene Ontology annotation, biological process: meiotic chromosome condensation; mitotic cell cycle; mitotic chromosome condensation. Lineage: Eukaryota; Fungi; Ascomycota; Leotiomycetes; Helotiales; Helotiaceae. The transcript has 3 exons. Gene Ontology annotation, cellular component: nucleus; condensed chromosome, centromeric region. The record is from RefSeq and is a predicted model, not a curated record. Gene Ontology annotation, molecular function: histone binding.
AUGGACACGAUAGAAUUCGACAUCAACGAUGCGCUCAAGCACUACAUGAGCGACCCUCUGCAAAUCCCUACCCCCGAAGCAGACUCCAACCUUCUCGAUUGCGAAAACGACCCAGAAUCCCUUACGAAUUCCUUGGUAAAUACUGUGUUAAAUCCAAUCGUGGACUCGGUGGCAGAGAACCCAGAUGCAAUAACCAGAAGCUCUUCCUUUGAUUCCUUACAGUUCCUUUUAAAGUGCGCUCCAAUUUCUUCAAUUUCCAGUCAGAAAGCCCGAGCAGACAAGUCCUUUUCUAAAUUAUAUAUAUUUUGCAGAUCAAGCACGGCAUUACCUACACAUGCGUUGAGCAAGAUCUUGGAUCUCGUAGUAUCCGGACUUGCGACCGAAGCGGACGUUAUUCAUAAUGAUCUCGAAUCGGACGAGCAAGAUAUCAUCUCCCACCACAAACAACUCCUCGAAGUCUACGGAUUCUUACUACAAUGGGUAAUCGCAGCGGUCGAAACGAAAGCAGCCGAGAAGUCAACCGCGGUACCUGCUGCUCGAGGGAGAGGAAAGGGGGCGAAAGCAAAGACGGCGGCGAAGGAUAAAGAUGGAAAUUGGGACUCUGCUGCGCAACUGCAAACAGCUCUUGAUACGAUGUGUAAGGUGUUGAAGUUGAAGCUUUCGAAGAUCUUUCAUACGACUUCUGAGAGGGAUACAUUCGUAGGACUUUUUACUCGACCAGUAUAUAUGAUUUUGGAGAGUGAGCAGAGGGUUAAGGCUACGGCUAUUCGGAUGCAUGCGUUCAAGGUGUUGUGUAUUGCCGUAAAGCAUCAUGGUCAUGCUUAUGCUGCCCAGAUAUCAAUUGUCCAAAACUUGACAUAUUUUGAGCAUCUCGCGGAGCCGAUGGCCGAGUUCCUCCAUAUUCUGGCCGAGCAGUACGACUAUCCGCAACUCGCAGAUGAAAUUCUUCGGGAACUUAGCAACAAAGAAUUCAAUAGCAACGACACCAAGGGCCCUAAAUCAGUAUCUUCGUUCAUCGUAAAGCUCUCAGAACUUGCGCCACGACUUGUCAUCAAGCAGAUGACGCUUUUGGCAAAACAGCUUGACAGCGAAUCCUACGCCCUUCGAUGUGCUUUGAUCGAGGUCUGUGGAAAUUUACUGGCUCACUUGAGUAAGCAAGAAGAGCGCGGCGACAACCACAAAUCGCAACUGAAUGCUUUUUUCGAUGUCCUUGAGGAGCGAUUUUUGGAUGUCAAUCCUUACUGUAGAUGUAGAACGAUCCAGGUCUACGUCAAAAUUUGCGACUUGGACCAGAAGUUUCCUAAACGACGACAAAAGGCGGCAGAGCUGGCAGCGAGGAGCUUGGAAGACAAGUCCAGCAAUGUCAGAAGAAACGCCAUCAAACUUCUUGGAUCGCUCAUCAAGACUCACCCUUUUGGGAUUAUGCAUGGCUCUCAACUUUCCUUGAAGGAGUGGAACUCCAGACUCGAAGCUGUUGAUACUCAGCUAAAUGCUCUUACUCCGGCCGUUGACACUCCUGGUCUCGCAGACGACAAGGCUAACCAGACUGUUGAUACGCAGCUCUUGGAUGAAGCAACACAAGUCGAGCCAGACUCGCCUCAGAAACAGCAAGCAUUGACUGAGGAGCAGAAACAGGCAAUUAUCAAAAAGGCACAGGAAGAUGCGGCAACUUCAGAGGCAAUGAACAAGCUAACACUCACGAGACGUUACUAUGUGGAAGCUUUGAAGUUCAUCGAGGUAUUACAUGGAGCAACAACAACAGUCUGCCAACUUCUUGGGUCUAAGAACAAGAGCGAGGUCAUUGAAGCCAUGGACUAUUUUGAGAUCGGGGAUGCAUACAAUAUUGAACAAAACAAAGUCGGAAUUCGACGAAUGUUGAGACUGAUUUGGACCAAAGGCAAUAAUGACGAAGGGAAAGGGGUGCAGAACCACCUCAUUGAGUGCUAUAAGCGACUCUUCUUCGAGGCUCCUGAUUCAUACAAUGCCAAUGAGGCUGCGAACUACAUUGCUCGAAACAUGAUUAGUCUAACUUUCGGAGCUACACCAGCGGAGUUGACUUCUCUGGAGCAACUUUUAAGCACGAUGAUGAAGUCAAAUCAUGUCUCAGAGCUGGUCGUGCAGAAGCUGUGGCAGGUUUAUGGUGUCCAGAAGCGGGAAAUUUCCAAGAGCCAGCGACGAGGCGCCAUCAUUGUCCUGGGUAUGCUGGCAACAGCAAAGCCAGAAAUUGUGGUUGGUGAAAUGGAGACAAUGCUAAGAAUUGGUUUGGGCAAGCUGGGUCGAUCCGAUUUGCAGCUCGCCAAGUACACAUGCAUCGCACUCCGCAGGAUCAAUCCCACCGGUCGACAGGCCAAAGAGACGAAUGUUCAAACCUCGAAAUUGACCAACGACCAUGCUGUCUUAGGCAAACUAGCUGCCAUCAUUGAAGUCGAAUCCGACAACAAGGAGUGGUAUGGUGUUGCUGAGCAAGCCAUCAGUGCCAUUUAUACACUCUCAAAGCACCCUGAUACUCUAUGUUCUGAGAUACUGAGGAGAAAGACAAGACAUGUCUUUGCCCAGCGGACCGCGAAAACUCCCGAGCCUGAGGAAGCACCAGAAAAUACCCAGCUAUUGUCACCUCCUGCUGAGGUUGAUGAUGCGAUGGAAAUCGAUGAGCCCGCUGUGGAAAAGCCCGUGGAGCCAGAAGAAAAGAAAUUGAAGGGUUCUGUCGCGCUUUUACAACUGUUAUUCAUUGUGGGCCAUGUUGCCAUCAAGCAGAUCGUACACUUAGAACUUUGUGAGCUGGACUUCAAGCGGAGAAAGGCCGACGCGGAAAAGAGCAAGCCGGUGGUAGAUGCAGCUGCGGAUAAGGCAGCAAAGGAAGCAGCCGAUGAUCUUGAUAUGAUUGGUGGUACGACCGAAGAUGAUUUCACAGAAGCCAUGACCCAUAUCCGUGAACGAGAGCUGUUGUACGGCGAGAAUUCUCUGCUCGCCAACUUCGGUCCCCUCGUAUCGGAAAUUUGCUCCAACAACACAACAUACAAGGAUCGCAACCUGCAAGCAGCUGCUACCCUCUGCCUAGCUAAGCUCAUGUGUGUCAGCUCCGAGUACUGUGAGACGAAUCUUCCUCUACUCAUCACCAUCCUCGAGAGAUCCAAGGAUCCGAUCACACGAUCAAACGUUGUUAUCGCCCUCGGAGAUAUGGCUGUUUGCUUUAACCACCUUAUUGAUGAGAACACCGAUUUCUUGUAUCGCCGUCUGAAUGACAAGGACGCAAGUGUCAAGCGUACUUGUCUGAUGACUCUCACAUUCCUCAUCCUUGCUGGUCAAGUCAAGGUUAAGGGUCAACUAGGCGAAAUGGCCAAGUGUCUCGAGGAUGACGAUAAACGAAUCGCAGACUUGAGCAGAAUGUUCUUCACGGAGUUGAGCACCAAAGAUAACGCCGUGUACAAUCACUUUGUAGAUAUGUUCAGUCUUCUUUCUGCUGAGAAGGAGUUGGAAGAAGAUUCUCUACGCCGGAUUCUCAAAUUCUUGGCUGGCUUCAUCGAAAAGGAUAAACACGCCAAGCAACUCGCCGACAAACUCGCGGCCAGGUUGGCGAGAUGUGAGACCGAGAGACAGUGGAACGAUGUUGCUUAUGCUCUUAGUCUGUUGCAGCAUAAGAAUGAGGAGAUUGCGAAGAUGGUUACGGCUGGGUUUAAGAUCGUUCAGCCUGUGGCGUAG